UCCAGCAGCUUUUCUACUUCCCGCUCUUCUUCUCAAACCCCCUGCCAGACGACCAUCAUGAGCUCCUCCUCCGGCGGCGGCGACGGCGGCGGCGUCGGCCCGAAGCUCCCUCAGGACGUCGCGGUCGAGAUCCUGAAGCGGCUGCCGGUGAAAUCGCUCCUCCGAUUCAGGUGCGUCUCCCGAUCGUGGCGUUCCGCCAUCGACGACCCUGCGUUCGUGGCCCUCCACGCUCGCCACUCUGCUCUCUAUGCCUCCAACUGGUACCUCGUGUGUCUAGAUUACCGCGGUGAUCUUCAGGAUAGGUGUUCUCUGGUUCCCCACGACUCUCUUACCCUGCCUUCUCUGUUGCGAGUCGAAACCCCUUUUGUUACUCCUCCUCCCCGCGGUUUCUAUUUCGUCGGUUCGUGCAAUGGUUUGAUUUGCCUCGCCGACCGAAAUGGCGAAGGGCCGUACAUGUAUCUGUGGAAUUUGUUCACCAGAAAGCACAAGGUGAUUCAAGUAUUCCCCUGCCCGGAGGAGCCGCAAUUUCGUUGCAAGCCGGCUGAUAGUGGUUUUCUAGGGUUUGGCUUCGACGCUGGGUCGAAUGACUAUAAGAUUGUGAGGAUUCUCUCUUUUCAAGGUGAUGAUCGGCGUUGGUUUGGUCGAGUCGGGAUUUAUUCACUCCGUACAGAUUCCUGGAGAAGUUUGAGGUGUCAGGUUCCUGCUUUUCACGAGGACAGCCAAGCGGUCUUCUUGAAUGGGAAUCUGCACUGGGUUGCUUUCAAGUUGGAUGAUAUGGGUUGUGUGAGUGAAGAUGCAUCAUUAUUCCUGUUUAACGUCGCGAGUGAGGUGUUUGAUGAAAUGGCUCUGCCGGAAAAUACGAGUGCCUCUUCACUACUGUCUGUGGCAGUGUUAAAUGACUUGCUGGCGGUGUUCUUUCGUGCAGACGCCUUUGAUGAUAAUGAUGACUAUUAUUCCGUUUGUUCUGUUUGGGUUAUGAGAGACUACGGCGUGCCUCAAUCUUGGACUAAUCUGUGUACUUUUCAGGUUGAUGAAGUGGUAGCAAGAUUUUAUGGCUGGAUGUGCAAUGGUGAGCUUCUUAUGGAAAUAGAUAGCUUUGACAUUGAAAAUCGAAUUUCUUUGAAUCCGAUCACACACGAAGUCACAGUGCUUCCAUUACCGAGGAUAACUGAUUUGAUCAUGGUUUUUGAGAAUCUCGUUUCACUGGAGAUAUGACUCGAUUGCUGCUACAUUUACUGGUUUGGUUUACAUUUCCAGAGACAUUGCUUCUUGAUUGUUUUCCCGGCAUUGGAUGAUCACUCUAUCCAUUCCAGUGUGCUCUUAGUUGUUACUGAAUCGAACAACUAGUUUGCAAUGAGUUACAACAUAGUAAUGUCUGUUAUGGAACUCGAAGAGGAAGAGACAUAGAAGAUAGUGAGAUAGUUAUAGCAUGUCUGUCCCUUAUUUGAAUUGCAUUGCUGAGCACAAAAGGCAGGUUAAAUCGGAGCCUACGUUUGGCAAUAGUUAGGACUCAUGCCUCCAUUGUAUGAUAAUGAUACACUAGAAUAUGAGUGCUAAGAAUAUUUGAAGUAUCAGUCGGUCGAGAAUAUAACACUGCCGAAAACCUUGUGCAAUCUAGCUUCAAAUGAUUCGUCUUAAA
Messenger RNA from Eucalyptus grandis, 1639 nucleotides. Its product is annotated as putative F-box protein At3g16210. NCBI's taxonomy places the organism in Eukaryota, Viridiplantae, Streptophyta, Magnoliopsida, Myrtales, Myrtaceae. The coding region runs from base 58 to 1215 and encodes 385 amino acids. The record is from RefSeq and is a predicted model, not a curated record. Gene Ontology annotation, molecular function: protein binding. The transcript is spliced from 2 exons.